Molecule: messenger RNA, 122 nt
Organism: Dentiscutata erythropus
Lineage: Eukaryota; Fungi; Glomeromycota; Glomeromycetes; Diversisporales; Gigasporaceae
Source: the annotation of a GenBank genome assembly
AUGACCUUGGAUAGAAAUGUUGUUCAAGUUUGGGAUUAUAUUACUCUCGUAUCAAAUACUCUUAAUAUAGUAAUGAACAAUAUUUCUUAUUGUUAUAGUGGAAAGUUAAAUAAUGCUGGAGG